AGUAAACAAAACAUUAAUUUCCAAUUUUUUUUCUUUUCAAUUUUUCAACGCGAUUUCAAAAAUGAUAAAUCGGUUUUGACGUUUCACUUCCUGUCAAUGUGUCAUAAAUAAUGACAGAUGUAAUUUCUUCGAUUAAAACAAUUGUAAAUUUUUUUAAUUAAUUUCCGUGAAUUUGAAAUGAUUUGAAAGAAAAAUAAAAUCGACGUGUUCGUAUUUAAAAUGUUUACUUUUGAUGGACGUUUGUCUGAAUUUAAUGGAGAACAAGAUUACAAUGGUAGAAUCCAUUGUUCGUCCAACUCGCGUCAGUUUUCUGUCACCAGCCUAUUGAGAUUGGGCGACAAAAGAAGGGCCUCCGGUUCAGACCAAGAUCCCGAUUCAGCCGAAGAUGCUUGUUGCGAAGAUAAACUAAAAAAACCACGUAGAAAUCGAACGACUUUCACUACGGCGCAAUUGGCGGCUUUAGAAAAAGUUUUCGAAAAAACUCAUUAUCCAGACGCUUUCGUUAGGGAAGAUUUGGCCAGUAAAGUCAGUCUAAGCGAAGCCAGAGUACAAGUAUGGUUUCAAAAUCGUCGCGCGAAAUUUCGCAGAAACGAACGAAGCCUUAACCUACAACAAUCUCCUACGACGAAACCCCCGACGAAAUCGACUCCGGUAACUUUAAAACCGGAUUUGUCGGAAAAAUCUCCGUAUCCGUAUCAAACUUCCACAAUGGCGCACACGUCCUCGCAUCAACACCACGAUGUACAAUACGUGAUGCCGUGGAAAUGUUCCUACACCCCGUAUAACCAACACGAUAUUUAUACAAAUAGUUUUAAUAACAUAUCGAAUCAACCUUGUAGUUUUUUGUCUAAUACUCAUUUUAAUUAUAGCGGAAUACCGUCGAAUUCAAUGUGCAAUACUUUAAAUAUGUCCGCCAUUAGAUAUAGGCAUCAAGAUUUUAGUUUAUAGAAUGUUGAUAAUAAAAAAAAUAUUAUAUUGA
This is a messenger RNA of Diorhabda carinulata, 979 nucleotides long. Its product is annotated as paired mesoderm homeobox protein 2-like. The transcript has 3 exons. Gene Ontology annotation, biological process: regulation of transcription by RNA polymerase II. Lineage: Eukaryota; Metazoa; Arthropoda; Insecta; Coleoptera; Chrysomelidae. The coding region runs from base 220 to 948 and encodes 242 amino acids. Gene Ontology annotation, molecular function: RNA polymerase II transcription regulatory region sequence-specific DNA binding; DNA-binding transcription factor activity, RNA polymerase II-specific. The record is from RefSeq and is a predicted model, not a curated record.